Conger conger (European conger) is the source of this 2667-nucleotide messenger RNA. RefSeq names its product cell division cycle 40 homolog (S. cerevisiae) (gene cdc40). Lineage: Eukaryota; Metazoa; Chordata; Actinopteri; Anguilliformes; Congridae. Gene Ontology annotation, cellular component: catalytic step 2 spliceosome. Gene Ontology annotation, molecular function: mRNA binding; protein binding. The record is from RefSeq and is a predicted model, not a curated record. Gene Ontology annotation, biological process: mRNA splicing, via spliceosome. The transcript has 15 exons. Bases 98 to 1942 code for a protein of 614 amino acids.
AUUGUGUGUUUCCUAUGUAUUUCUUUACUCUUCUAGCAUCUGAACAGUAGUUGCUAUCUUUUAGGACACUUCCUGUCCGAUAUUUACAACAUCCAAGAUGUCGGCCGGCGUGGCGUCUCUUGUGUCGUACGGAACGGAUUCAGACUCGGAUAAUGAUGCCGAGGCUAAUAUAAAACCAAUGAUGACAGACCCAGACGCAAUUGCACAUCUCCUUCCUCUAAAUUCGGGAAAAAAGACAUCAUUGGCGCUCCUAAAUUCAGCCCCAGAGGUCGCAGUAAAGGAAGAUGUAAUGACCGGAACUCACCUGGACCCCUCGCUAAAGGAGGUCACCUUUAAUCCAACAUUUGACACCAUGUUUGCUCCAGAGUUUGGCCCAGUCAACCCGUUCAAAACCCAGCAGAUGGCAGCCCCAAGGAACAUGCUGUCGGGGUUUGCCGAGCCAGCUCAUGUCAACGACUUCAUGUUUGAGCAGCAGCGCAGAACGUUCUCCACCUACGGCUACGCGCUCGAUCCGUCCGUGGACACCAGCCAGGUCUCCUCCAGCAGCUACAUCGGAGCGGUCGAUGAGGCUGAGAAGAACAAAGGACUGACCGUCUUCGAGGCCUGCGCAAAGAAAGCGGAGAAGAGGAGAAAACUGAAGGGGGGCGACGCUUCCGAAAUCGACAGCUUCCUGGGACCCUGGGCCAAGUACGUGGACGAGAAGGAGGUCGCCAAACCGUCGGAAGAGGAGCAGAAGGAGCUGGACGAGAUCACUGCCAAACGACAGAAGAAAGGGAAGAACGAGGAGGACGCCCCGGCGGAGGAGAAGACCGUCCUCCACGUCAAAGACAUGUACGACUACCAAGGCCGAUCCUACCUCCACAUCCCGCAGGACGUGGGGCUCAACCUGCGCUCCGCAGACAUCCCGGACAAGUGCUACCUGCCCAAAAAACAGCUGCAUGUCUGGUCCGGCCACACCAAGGGUGUCAGCGCGAUUCGGCUGUUUCCUGUUUCCGCCCACCUGCUGCUGUCCUGUUCCAUGGACUGCAAAAUCAAGCUCUGGGAGGUGUAUAAGGACAGGCGGUGCUUACGGACGUUUAUUGGUCACAGUAAGGCUGUGCGGGAUGUGUGUUUUAAUAACACUGGGACGCAGUUCCUCAGCGCUGCCUAUGACCGCUUCCUGAAGCUGUGGGACACGGAGACAGGUGAGGCCCCCGCUGCGCCCGUCCCAGACCCCCACUGCGCCCGUCCCAGACCCCCACUGCGCCCGUCCCAGACCCCCGCUCCCCCCGUCCCAGACCCCCGCUCCAGGGCGGAAGUGCAUCUCGAGUUCACCAACAGGAAGGUGCCGUACUGCGUGAAGUUCAACCCGGACGAGGACAAGCAGAGCCUGUUUGUGGCGGGGAUGUCCGAUAAAAAGAUCGUCCAGUGGGACGUCCGGACCGGGGAGGUGGUUCAGGAGUACGACAGGCACCUGGGCGCGGUCAACACCAUCACCUUCGUCGACGAGAACCGGCGCUUUGUCAGCACGUCCGACGACAAGAGUCUGCGGGUUUGGGAAUGGGACAUUCCUGUGGACUUCAAGUACAUCGCCGAGCCCAGCAUGCACUCCAUGCCCGCCGUGACGCUGUCCCCCCAAGGGAAGUGGCUGGCCUGCCAGUCCAUGGAUAACCAGAUCCUGAUCUUCGGAGCGCAGAAUCGCUUCCGGCUCAACAAGAAGAAGAUCUUCAAAGGCCACAUGGUGGCCGGAUACGCCUGCCAGGUGGACUUCUCCCCCGACAUGAGCUACGUGGUGUCGGGAGACGCGGACGGGAAGCUGAACAUCUGGGACUGGAAGACCACCAAGCUGUACCACCGCAUCAAGGCCCACGACAAGGUCUGCAUCAGCGCCCUGUGGCACCCCCACGAGACCUCCAAGGUCAUCACCUGCGGCUGGGACGGACAGAUCAAGCUGUGGGACUAGGCCCUUCAUCGCCCUCCUCUUCCUCAUCCAGCUGUGGGACUGGACUCUUCAUCGCCCUCCUCUUCCUCAUCCAGCUGUGGGACUAGACUCUUCAUCGCCCUCCUCUUCCUCAUCCAGCUGUGGGACUAGACUCUUCAUCGCCCUCCUCUUCCUCACCAGCUGUGGGACUGGACUCUUCCUGCUCCUGGGGCUAGGCCAGCGAUGGCCAGCCCUGGACCUGGAGAGCUGCAGGGCGGUGCUGGUUUUUGUUGUUACUCUGCAGUUUAAUUGAUCAAUAAAAUUGAUCGAUUACACAGUUAAGUCACCUCACCUGGUUACCCUGGGUCUCAACAGGGUGCUAAUUUUAGGGUGAAAACAAAAACCGGCACCCCCUGCGACUCUACAGGACCCGGAUUGGCCACCCGUGCUCUGGACUCUUCCUCCUCCUCCUCCUCCUCCUCUUCCUCGCUCCCCUGCCGUCCUCCUCCUCGCCCGGGAAGGAGCCGCAGGGCUGGCAUCCAGCCGCCGCUCUUCUUCCGCGGUGUUAUUUUUACUCCCCCUCUCCUCUCCCGGGAGUGUGGCUUGGCUGUGCGCAGACACUGCCGGCGUGGAGGAACAGGAGGAAAGAAAAGCAGGACAAAACCCAGAAAGCCAGGUCCCGUUUUAUUUACGGCAAGGGCACCGGGCGGGUGGGGAGGAAAGAGGUUAUUUCUGUUUUAAUAAAUUUGUGCGGUCGCGAUCCGUAA